This is a messenger RNA of Lodderomyces margitis, 1794 nucleotides long. It is a transcript of the gene RME1, whose product is annotated as Rme1p. The record is from RefSeq and is a predicted model, not a curated record. The coding region runs from base 1 to 1794 and encodes 597 amino acids. Lineage: Eukaryota; Fungi; Ascomycota; Pichiomycetes; Serinales; Debaryomycetaceae. The transcript has a single exon.
AUGUCUCCAUUAGCUGCCAUUUUGCAAUCGUACCGUGCCGAAGACAAAGAGAACAACCUAGUUGACCAUUCGGUCAAGAAAAAUGGGUCAUUCCCAAGCUUGCACUUUGAUGAAGUUAUAGUUCGGGUACCAACUGCAAGCAACGACCCAGGUUCUAUAUGUCAUUCAGCUUUGUUAUAUAACGAAAUCCUAGCUCAAACACCCAACCUCAAGAUAGAAGAAGAUACGGGUAUGCCAACCAAAGCUCAAGCUAGACCAAUUAGUGCACUCUUUGGCUUUAAAACUCGUUCCUUUACUGACAAGUUUACCUUUGGAUUUGCUAAUCGCGAAUCUUCCCAGUUGAGUACCAGCUACCCUAACAUGUCGAGCGGAUUCAUGUUUUACAAAGAAGGUGAAGUCAAAGGUGCAUUAAACUUACGCGAAACAGACAUGUCGCGCAACCCAUCGAGUUCUUCAUCAAUGUCAUCUACCAAUACUGUCGUAUCGUCCAUACCUGUUUCCAAUUCGUACCUCAAUCAUCACAAGGCAAUUGAACAAUCGCAGUUAAGUCAGAUCCAUAAUGACAAUGAUUUAUAUUCCUUGGUCGAGCAAGACUUGAGGUUCACACCUGCAUUGUAUAAAAUUUCACCGUUUGCAAUCUCACCUGAGGCUGCCAUUGAAGAUGACAAGCAAAGUGCUUGGCCACAUUCAGUAUGCCCUUGGCAAUUGCAAUCCAAUAAAAUAAAUUAUCUGCAACCGUCGCCAAUUCACUUAAAGCUCAAGAGGGGAUUACUUGAAAAUAUCCAAGACGUGUUUAAUCAAACUAUUGAAGAGGAUGGUGACGAUGCGGGCAUUGUGUGUUUAGAAACGCAAGAUGGGGCAACAGUCCAAGACUGCAUAAUGGGAAUGUCAGCUCCAACAUCAACUUCUCCCCAACGCUACGCAUUGUCCAGAAUGGCCUCCCCACAGAUGAAAAAAUUGUCAAUGUUCAAGUUCACAACUUCUCCGGCCCCAGCAGAGGCAUUUGAGACCCCAGUCGCUCCCGAAACUACCCCAGUAUCAGACGGCAAUAUAUCCAUUGACGGUAGCCCCUUUGCCGUAGCUACAGGUAGUGAUAAUCGUGCUCACCAAAUAGCAUCCAGUGAUACCAAAGUUUCCCCAGAAUCAACCUGGAGGAACUCAGUUAGCUUUUUCAACGGUACUACUUCUGGAGUGGAUCCAACCAACUUGGGGCGCUUCAAGAAGGCAUUCUUUGCCCUGUACAGCAAACUCUCCAUUAUCAAGGUUAAGAUGACUGAAUCGGAUAGAAAGCUUUUUUCCAAGGAAGAUCCAGAAAACUCGAAAGCAAGCUACUUCACAAUGGUUGAUAGAUUGGAUUGUCUUACGUGUUCAACUUUUGUUUAUGGAAGGAAAUUCAACUGCCCGGUGAAGGAAUGCCCAAUGUACUUUCUAGGAAUUAAAAAGAAAGCUGAGUUGAAGCAUCAUGUACAUUAUCAGCAUUUGAAAAAUGGACUCGUCAAAUCCAACUGUCGUGCAUAUGCUAGGCAAAUCAAGGAAAUAUUGUUUGUGUGCAUCGAAGCAGAUUGUGGCAAAGCAUUCUAUCGGUGCGAUUCAUUGAGCAGGCAUCGCAACUUGGUCCAUGGCAAUAGAGGCAAGCGAGGUGUGAAAAGAAAGUUGGUGGUUCAUAAUGAUGAUGUCGUUGAUGAUGAAUCUGUAACAAGUUAUGAAGGUGACAGUGAGUUAGAAAAUCCAAUCAUUGUUGAUAGUGAAGCAUGUUCAACAGUGACAAAAAGGAGAAAGCUGGAUAUCAAAUAA